UUGGUCUGCAUCAAAUAUCGGUAGCGUGUAGCCUGAUAGAGGUAGCCAUUUAAUUCUUAUUAUACAGCAUGCAAAUUAAUGAUAUAUGCAUCGGCAUUUGUGUAAUAUAGACGUUCAGUCAGUAGCUGGCAUGUUGCACAUUAUAUAAACACAUUUGAAAACGUAUCACUACCUUUGUGUACCUGUGCUGUCUCUACUUUACUAGAUACUGGUCUAUACAAAUACAAUUGACGUGACUUGAGCAUGUGGCCCCAGACAGAUCUAAUGAUUGCUCAGUGCAUCGCACAUUAGGACCUCAGGGGAAAAAGAUAAUCAAAUCUCAGGGUGAAGAUCUGGGGAUCACUGUGAGUCAUCACAUAUCUGGAUAGUUUGAUAUGCUACUUGAUAUUUAAAAGCAGGAAGCCCAUCUCUUGAAUGCAUUAGUUCAGUAGAGAUAGCCUAAAUUAGAUGGUUUGUCUCAAAGCAGCAAUAAUCUGUGGCAAUAAAUGCUGUAACAACAGGGAACUGUUGUCGGCUUGAGCCAAAGAACUGAGACACAGUGGUUCCAUAGCAUUGACAUCAUAUACACAUUUAGUAGUGUAAGGGAGGCCUGUAGAUAGAUACAUUUUGCACUUUACAAUGCAUGUUUAUCUGCUAGCUGCCUGACACAUUACCCGUGAUAUUAGCCUGCACUUUACAGAUGUACAGCUUUUAAAAUCUACACAUAAAGGCUACUCAAGAUCAAAAAACAAAAACCUUUGUAGUUGUUUGCUCAAUUAUUAGAAAAAACUUGGAGGUGCUGAGUUUAUGAGUGUCACAAGGGUCAUAAAAAAUAUUUUGGCACUCCAUACUAGGAGAGCUGGUGUACUUUUUGAGGCCCCUCGUCCAAUAAAAAGCUACUCUAAUAUCCGGUGACAUGGCAGCAAUUUGCCUACUACUCUUUACCAUUUUCAGCACCCAGUUUGCUGGGUACCAUUGUCGUGGGGCCUGUGCAGAGGUGGACUCUGACACUGAGGCAGUGGCGGGCAUGGGCUUCAAACUAGGCUGCAUCUCCUGCAAGAGGAGGAGUGAAGUGAAGGGUGCUGCCACCGUCGAAUGGUACUUCCAGCCCAAAGGAGAGUCUGACUUCUUUCAAAUCUACACCUACAACGAGAACGGUCCCAUCAUUGAAAACGAUCAGUUUAUGGACCGUGUGGACUGGAACGGAAGUAAAAGGAGCAACGACAUCCAAGAUGGAUCCAUAUACCUGCUCAACGUCACCUUCAAUGAUACAGGCACCUACCGCUGCUUCUUCAACCGCAUCCUCUUCUACGAAAACUAUGAAUACAACACUCUCAUCAGUAAGGUGGUCAACCUCAAUGUGGUGGCUAAAGCCACCAGAGGUACAGCCUCCAUCGUGUCUGAAGUCAUGAUGUACGUGUCCAUCAUCGGCCUGCAGGUCUGGCUCCUCAUAGAGAUGAUUUACUGCUACAGAAAAAUAUCAGCGGCCGGAGAAGAAGCACUACGGGAAGCCGCAAAUGCUGAAUAUUUAGCAAUCGCAUCGGAAAGUAAAGAUAACUGUGCAGGGGUUCAAGUUGGAGAAUAGCAAAGGCUUCCACCGUGGACUGAAAACAUCCCUCUACCCUCUGAACUGCAUGAGAACAACUUGGGGGAAAACACCUCUCCAUCUCAAGUCUCUAUUUUACCUUUUCCUCAACAAAAGUCACAAAUGAAUAUGAAGUACAAAGAAAGCAUGGUACCAGCAUUGUAUAUAGUGUACUGCGCGCAAAAGCAUGUUCUGCACUUAUUUGAGAAAAACCUUUAUGCAUUAAUGAGCCACAUUGUCAAAAGCAUACACUUUACUUACAGUAUUCUGUAGUCAUACAUUUAUAUACAAUACAAGUGGUACUAUGGGAGUCUGUUGGACUCUAUGAGGGUGAUUAUCAAACAAAGCUUUUUACUAAACCAUCACCACCUAUAUAUAUGUAUAAAUAACGAGACACCUAACAUGUAUGUUAAGGUUUUUUUUUUUAAAUAGAACGUGGUGGACUAUGAUAGACUGUCUUUCCAGUUGAACUCCUAGUACAUUCAAUGAAACCUUAAGAUGUACUAAUAAAAACUGAGAAAACUCACGUGAUUGAGUGGUCUGGU
Molecule: messenger RNA, 2109 nt
Organism: Scomber scombrus (Atlantic mackerel)
Lineage: Eukaryota; Metazoa; Chordata; Actinopteri; Scombriformes; Scombridae
Product: sodium channel subunit beta-1-like
Exons: 6
Coding region: 896-1564 (222 amino acids)
Biological process (GO): regulation of heart rate by cardiac conduction; cardiac muscle cell action potential involved in contraction; sodium ion transport
Cellular component (GO): voltage-gated sodium channel complex
Molecular function (GO): sodium channel regulator activity
Source: RefSeq, a predicted model, not a curated record